AUGAAUUCCCAUACAUUUUUCGCGCGAAAAUUUAAAAUGAGCCAAUCACGACCGCUCUUACCUAAUGUACAUUCAAAUCAAAUGAAUAACAAUAGUGAGUAUCUUAAUAGCAGACGUGAAAAAGAUAAGCAAAGAAAGCGUGAAAAACGCGCCCUAGAAUCAGAUGAACAGAAAGACAAAAGAAAUCAACAGAAUGCGCCUCAGAAACUGCAGAAGAACACCUUAGUCGAUGCCAAAAAAGUUCCACUCAAAAAAAACAGAAAAGGUUAG
Messenger RNA from Dentiscutata erythropus, 270 nucleotides. The record is from the annotation of a GenBank genome assembly. Lineage: Eukaryota; Fungi; Glomeromycota; Glomeromycetes; Diversisporales; Gigasporaceae.